This is a messenger RNA of Phanerochaete carnosa HHB-10118-sp, 687 nucleotides long. RefSeq lists its product as uncharacterized. NCBI's taxonomy places the organism in Eukaryota, Fungi, Basidiomycota, Agaricomycetes, Polyporales, Phanerochaetaceae. The record is from RefSeq and is a predicted model, not a curated record. The transcript has 3 exons. The coding region runs from base 26 to 469 and encodes 147 amino acids.
AGUUCCCUCCGUAGCUCUCUCAUCCAUGAAGUCGUUCAUUGUCCUCGCCUCCCUUGCUGCCUGCACUCUCGCCCAGCGCCUGCACAUCGCAGGGCCGACGGCCGGUCAGACGGUCGGUGCGAACAGCUACUUCACGGCCGAGCUGCAGAUGGACAACACGCUCAGCUCGAUGUCCCAGAAGAGCGUGCUCAUUGCCCUCACAGCAUGCUACGACGUCUGCUCCCAGCCCGCGCAGUGGGGCCCGGGCACUGUGCUCUACAACGGCACCUUCAACCCGCAGUACAACGUCUCUGCGCCCCAAAAAGGCCUCUACCAGGACUUCCGCCUCCAACUUCCUGAGGGCUGGCCGUCUGGCGAGAGCGUGCUCUCGGUCGCGCACCAGUUCACCGUUGGCGCGAGCGAGAUCCCCGUGUUCGACUAUACAACUGUCCACUUCAACGUCACCGACCCGGAGAACCCAGAGAACUGAAAAUGGCAGGACAUAGUGAAGAACAGUGCCUGAACACUCUUAGCACGAUGUCAACGGACUGCCACGGACACUCGGACUUACUUACGAACAUUCACGGACAUCUUACGCUCAAUUACGUAGCUUAAUGUACCACCGUACACUCUCCUAGUAAUGUAAUUGUAGCACCAGCUACAGUGUGCUGUAUCUCGCGUCCCUACUCUUUGAUAUGAGCAAGUCAC